Messenger RNA from Cotesia glomerata, 1329 nucleotides. Its product is annotated as probable serine/threonine-protein kinase dyrk1. The transcript has a single exon. Gene Ontology annotation, cellular component: extracellular region. The annotation marks the transcript as partial. Gene Ontology annotation, molecular function: chitin binding. NCBI's taxonomy places the organism in Eukaryota, Metazoa, Arthropoda, Insecta, Hymenoptera, Braconidae. The record is from RefSeq and is a predicted model, not a curated record.
UUUGACGAUUGUUUGGGCUAUUGCACGCUGAGCCACGAUGGAUCAAGCGAUGGAAAACUUAUAGCACACAAGAAUUGCUCCCAAUUUUGCAAAUGUAAACCUAAUGGACGGUUGGAGUUGCACGAAUGUGCGCCAAAUCUGCAUUUCAAUGUAGAAAAUCAAUCUUGUAUGAGUCCUGAAGACGCUAAAUGUAAAGUUAAGGUCAAUGGAUCCACUGGUGAAGAAAAUGGAUCUAAUGAUACUGAAGAAAUGCAAGAGCUAAAUAUGAAAGGAUGCUCAGAAAAAUGUCCAGAAACUAACUCGCCUAAUUAUACGGUUAUAAUUCCACAUACGAAUUGUAGUUAUUUUUGCAAAUGCAACUGGGGCAAACCUGUCGUCAUAAAAUGUCCUGACUCUUUGCAUUUUAAUAAUCAAACCAAAACAUGUGACUCUGUCGUCAAUGCAAAUUGUGCCGGUAAUAAUGUUAAUUUUAAUCAACAAAAUAAUGAAUCUAACUCUUUAGAAGAAAAUUCUGUAGCUCCUGAACCAACUUUUAAUGAAGAAACUGAUAAUAUAAAUAAUGAAUCAAACUCUUUAGAAAAAAAUUCUCCAGCUACUGAAUCAACUUUUAAUGAAGAAAGUAAUAAUGUAAAUAGUGAAUUAAAUUUUGGAACUAUUGAACCAAAUUCUAAUGACCAAGCUCAUAAUAAUGAACCUAAUUAUACAGAAGAAAAUAAUAAUAAUAAUAAUAAUAAUAAAGAUGAAUCAAAUUCAAUUGAGGAACACACUGAAGCUACUGAAAUGAAUUCUAAUAAAAAUAAUGAAUCUGAAACUACUGAAGAAAAAAAUGACUUGGAUAUUGAAUCAAACAAUAAUAAUAAUAAUAAUAAUAAUGAAAAUGAUAAUUCUACAGAAAAAACAAAUGCAAAUGAUGACGAAACAAGUUCGUCAAUAGAUAAUCAGAACAAUAUUGAUGACGGAUGUAUUGGAAGCUGUCCCUCAGCUAAAUCAAACAAAGCAUUUGCUUUGGUACAUACAGACUGCAGAAAAUACUGUAUAUGUGUAGACGGAUUCCCAGUUGCUAAAAAUUGUUCAGCUGGUUUGUACUUUGAUGAGAUAAUUGGACAAUGUGUUAUUUCCAAGUUCCCAAAAUGUGGAAAUAACAAUCAAAAAGAAGACUCAGCUCAGUCAAUUACAGAUCAAAAUAAAUCACCCAGUAAAAAUGAAGAUGUCGUUUUUCACUCGAACAGAACUGAACUUAAGAACAACCAAGAUUUUCCCACUUUGAAUGGAAAUUGGAGUGAAGAUAAAAAAGAUAAUAAAAUUAAUGAAGAAAAACCUAAACGAUAA